UCCGCUGUGAGGUGAAAAGGUCGGGUCGUCUCGAUGAGGUAACAACAAACAUGGCGGCGCUCGGUACGGCGCGGUGCCUGUUUCGGGGCUACCCUCGGGUGAAACAUGUGCAGAAAAGCAAACAAAUGUUGAUCAGAUGCAGCGUAAGGACGCUGUGUAGUGGAACACAAGACAACGCCCCCUCGGACAAUGCGAAGCCCCAGUUCACAGAUCCGGCUGUGCAGGACAUCCUUACCAGGAUAACAGGCCUGGACCUGCAGAAAGUGUUCCGACCCAUUCAACAGGAGCUGAAGCCGCCCACAUAUAAACUCAUGACGGAUGAACAACUGGAGCAGGCGGUGGAGUUAGCCACAGAGCAGGCUAAGAGGCUGCUGCAGAUGCCCCCCUUCCUGCCGGAGAGGAAGCCCAUCAGCGAUGUGCUGUCCGAGGAUAAGAUCCUGGAUGGCAUGGACACAGCCAAAUACGUCUUCGCAGACAUCACCUACAACAUCCCCCACAGGGAGAGGUUCAUUGUUGUCCGGGAGCCUAACGGGACUCUUAGGAAGGCGACCUGGGAGGAGAGAGACCGGCUCAUUCAGGUUUACUUUCCCAAGAAUGGACGCAAGCUUGUAGCACCGCUCAUCUUCAAGGAGGAGAACCUCAAGAUGGUGUUUUCCCAGGACCGGCAUGAGGAUGUGUUGGACCUGUGUCUGGUCCAAUUUGAACCAGACUCUUCAGAAUACAUCAGGGUACAUGCGGCCACCUAUGAGGACGUGGACAAGCACGGCAAAUACGAGCUGCUGCGCUCCACCAGACACUUUGGGGGCAUGGCUUGGUAUCUGGUCAACGCUCGCAGGGUAGACGGGCUUAUAGUGGACAUGCUGAAGAGAGAGCUGUUCCACGAUGCUGUGAGCCUAGUGUGUCUAUUCCACAUGGUCCACCCCCACAGUGAGUCAGCCCAGGAAGCAGCCAGCCAGCAGGCCACUGGCACCGACCUGCUUAAGCUCUAUGCCCAGAAGGAGUCCCAGAGGUCGGGCUACAUUGAGCUGGCCCUGCAGGCAUAUGAACAGACGGUUGCUAAAGGCUCUGCCGCCUGACAGACUCGCUCUUAUAUAGAAAUAUACAAAUUCAUCCACGACGAGGACCCAGUAACCAUUUCCUGAAGGACAUUUAAAAUUGCCCAAAAUAUUUAAGAUAUGAUAGCAUUUAUUGUUCUUUCACCGUUUGGGUCGAAGAGUAAUAUAUGCUUCUUGACCAAGAGGAAGGCUAUACACUUCACAGCCAUCGAUUUGAAGAACUAGCUUUGAAAAAUCUUGUACAGUGCACAAAGUUUGUCAUUUAUUCAUGUAGAGAAAAUGAUCUGAGCUCCGAGUCAAACCUGAAGUGUCAAGUUAAAUGAUGUACGUAACAAAAUAAAGCAAGAUCUUUGUA
Messenger RNA from Xiphias gladius (swordfish), 1410 nucleotides. It is a transcript of the gene mrps22, whose product is annotated as mitochondrial ribosomal protein S22. Gene Ontology annotation, molecular function: structural constituent of ribosome. The record is from RefSeq and is a predicted model, not a curated record. Gene Ontology annotation, cellular component: mitochondrial small ribosomal subunit. NCBI's taxonomy places the organism in Eukaryota, Metazoa, Chordata, Actinopteri, Istiophoriformes, Xiphiidae. The transcript is spliced from 8 exons. Bases 51 to 1076 code for a protein of 341 amino acids.